Molecule: messenger RNA, 1653 nt
Organism: Triticum aestivum (bread wheat)
Lineage: Eukaryota; Viridiplantae; Streptophyta; Magnoliopsida; Poales; Poaceae
Exons: 4
Coding region: 100-1065 (321 amino acids)
Source: RefSeq, a predicted model, not a curated record
CAAACACCCCCUAACUUUCCCCAAUCUAUUCUCGAGAGACUAAGCCGCCGCAGCCCGCAGCGAGACGAGAGGAGGAAACCCUAGGCCAAAACUUCCCCAAUGGCUAGCCCCGCCGCGGGCGACCAUCGCUACCUUUUCGUAUGCACCCACGGCGAUUGUCAGAUUCGAGAUGUUGUUUCCCAUGAGUUCGCCGAGGAUCAUCGCCGUCCGCACGAAUACAGAGAUCAUCUCCGUCGUUCCGAGCUGGCCCACGCCAAGCAGGAGCUUCAGGGACGCCGCAGGGACGCCCAACGCCAUCGAGGGCGGCGCAAGGCCAGCUCUCUUGAGUCAUCUUCCGGCGAAACCGGGUGUGAUGAGCAUGCUGGAGAUACUGAUCAACAGCUUGAUGCUAUAGAAGUACAAAAAUCGAUGCAUGGUGGGAUCGAGAAACAAGCAAAGAACGACACAAUAUUUACUCCCAAGCAAGCUGGGUUAGGCAGGUCAUACAGGGACAUGUUGAAGGACGAGGAAGAAGAUGUGGUUUUGUACCGUCGUUUCUGGGAAUGCACUUGGGGCCGCAAGUUUGGCUCCUUCGAAGGCUACACCUUUUUGACUCCCACACUUUACACAUAUGGAACCAUCCCAGAACAUGCUGGCCCCUUCAGUUUCUUGCAGAUCUUCUCCAUCAAAGUCAUGGAGAAUGAAAUUUGGAGAAUCAGGUGGCCAGUGGAGGUAUAUGGCUUCAUUGCCGCUCGAGACAAUUUGGAUCGCAAUCGCAACCUUCUGUUCAGCCAGACAAGGGAUGACCCCCAAAUUCUCACUCAACAGGAUUCAUUUUUGCAAUUGACUGGCCCGUGUCGCCCAAUUGCGUUGAUCGACCCUGUUGUCUUUGAGAUUCAACUAAAAGUGAAGGGCACAGCAGAGUGUGAAGAUGAAACAUUGAUGGCUCGAGCGUUUGAGUAUGGAUAUGGUUUUGGAGAAUAUGGUGAGCUUGCCUGUCGUCGUUGGGCUGGUAAUUUUUUGCACACUAGAGAUCACCUCUGCGCUACUUUCCAGAACGGUUGCAGCCACUAUCAUCUCUGCUGAUGUUAUUAAAGGGUCAUGGCCUGGUGAUUAUAGAGGUCGUGUGGUUGCCCGUACUGCUGACAUAGAUGAGGAUAUUGUGCUGCUUGAUUCUGGAGAAGGUCGUUUGCAAGUGAAUCCAGACGGUCGUAUUGUCCUUCAAAGGGGUGUUGUUUGUGUGGAACGUGAGGGAAUGCUCACGGUUUCGGUGGAAGCCUACUCAAAGGCAGGUAUUGGUCAUGCAGAUUGUGUUGAAUUCAAGCCCAGAAAAUCCCUGACAAGUGAUGGUACUUGCAACCUUGGUUUCUGCACUGUGCAGUUUAUUGUUGGUUGGUCCCCCAUGGCAAGAAAGUAUGAUAUGAUGUACGAUGGCAACUGAGUUCAACUGCAUCGGUUUGUCAUCCCCAUCCCAGUAGCAUGCUGUAGAUGUCCAGCUAAUUAACUAGUUAUGAUUGGUCAAGUGUGCAAACUGUUUAGAAAUCAUGUUAUGUCUAGCGUCCAGACUAUUUAAAGGUCAUGCCAUGUUUGGUGAAGUGCCAAGUGGCACACUAUGGUUCAGCUUUUGGCAAACCACUCAUAUAUUAGCAGGUGCGGCCAGUCUCUGAAGCUUUA